AUGCUUCGUAAACAGCCUAUCAUUUUGAUAGCGGUCGACGCGUCGCUCGCGGCAUUGGGAGGUUUCAUUACACUGGCUGGCAGAGGCACGGCAAUUCACCAUCCUGCCGUCGAAUGGUUCAGCUGCAGUCUGAAGACCGAGGAUCUAGGUGUUUGGCGUUGCCUACUGAAAGACAAAAGUCUGCCUGAGGAGAGCAGGAAUAUGGUGGCUUUCGAGCUUCUAGCAGCUUGUCUUGGAUUGCGACUAGCUGAGGAGUAUGCGGGACUCCAGAAGCACAACGUCGUCCUGCUGACUAACAACGAAGCCACAAGAGGUAUCCUAUCCAAAAUGUAUGCGAAGACCCCAGCUCUGGCGAAGCUCUUACGAUGCAUGACGGAGACUCUGGCGAGUCUGUCCGACCAUAACUUCUUCCCCACUCGAAUUGCAAGCGAGCACAACAUCGUGGCCGAUAGAAUAUCGAGAGGCCAGCUGACGGAGGUACCAGCUGAGUGGGAGAGGGCCGAGAUUGACCUCCGUGCGGAACUCCACCGAAUGAGUUAA
This is a messenger RNA of Perkinsus marinus ATCC 50983, 540 nucleotides long. RefSeq lists its product as hypothetical. NCBI's taxonomy places the organism in Eukaryota, Perkinsozoa, Perkinsida, Perkinsidae. The transcript has a single exon. The coding region runs from base 1 to 540 and encodes 179 amino acids. The record is from RefSeq and is a predicted model, not a curated record.